AUGAAGAUGGGAGAGUCUGCGGCCAAGGAGAAUGAGAACCCAUGCGGUUUGGAAACGGAGUUAGCAGAGAUAUCAAUGUGGCUGAUGAAAUGCCCUUCUCUGGCCGCUUCCUCUCUAAAGUCUCUUCCUUCACCGGUCGAUCCGUACCUUCCUGUAGCCAAACUCAUAAUCUCCAUAGACUCUCUCGCUUCUGUAGACGAUGAAACCAAAGUUGCAAUGGAACUAACGCGAGAUGAGUUUGGAAACACUCCAAAACGUUAUGCUUUGGAAAUGUCUACAGAUUGCAUCCCCAUGCUUGUCUUCAGCGAGUCUUCUUCACAUGGAGAAGGGAAGAAGAUUAAAGGAACUUAUGAGCUGAAGGUUGAGUACAAGAUUGUCCCCCAGGAGUAGAGGAACUCUCUGUCUCUCUCUCUCUCUCACACAAUGUCUCUUUCAUGUUUUAGAAAUAAUAACUUUUGAUUUCUAUAAUAAAGGCUAGCUAGUUAGUUGCUUCAAAUGUAACUGCUGACCUUGACUGUAAUAAGAAAGAAAGGUUCUUUCACAAGGGGGACAACACCCUCUAUCGAUAUGCACUUGGUCAACC
Brassica napus (rape) is the source of this 583-nucleotide messenger RNA. RefSeq lists its product as uncharacterized. Gene Ontology annotation, biological process: transcription initiation at RNA polymerase II promoter; transcription by RNA polymerase II. The record is from RefSeq and is a predicted model, not a curated record. The transcript is spliced from 3 exons. Gene Ontology annotation, cellular component: transcription factor TFIIF complex. Bases 1 to 390 code for a protein of 129 amino acids. Lineage: Eukaryota; Viridiplantae; Streptophyta; Magnoliopsida; Brassicales; Brassicaceae.